AUGGUCCGGUCAGAUCCUGAAUCUGAUGUUGACGCCGUCGAUGUCGACCUUUUUGCCGACCCGGAAGACUACUAUCCACCCACCCCCCCGCCGACAACACAAACGUAUACUACGACUAAGGGGGAGAUUAUUACCCUUCAUUUAGUAGGCCAAUCCCCCACAGAAGCCCACCACCUCUGGAACGGCGCCCGCAUCAUGGCCUCCCACUUCGAAGCCAACCCCUCGCUAGUCCACAACCGCACCGUCCUCGAGCUCGGCGCCGGAGCCGGCCUCCCCGCCAUCGUCGCCGCCACACUAGGCGCCCGCCGCGUGGUAGUCACCGAUUACCCGGACCCCGACCUCGUCGAGACCAUGUGGCGGAAUGUGAGGGGGUGUGCUUUGAUUCCCGGGGUACGGGGGACGGCGAACGGGGAGGAGGAUGGGGAGGAUGGGGGACCGGAGAAUAUUGUAGUGGAUGGGUUGGUGUGGGGGGCGAAUAGUGGGAAAGUGCUGAAGCAUUUGGGGGAGAAGGGGAAGGAGGAAGGGUUUGAUGUGUUGAUUUUGGCGGAUUUGUUGUUUCGGCAUACGGAGCAUGGGAAUAUGCUCAAGACGGUGCGGGAGACGAUGAAGAAGAGCCGGGAGAGCAAGGCGUUUGUGGUAUUUACUAGUUACCGGCCUUGGCUGCAGCAUAAGGAUCUCAAGUUCUUUGACUUAGCGCGGGAGGAAGGGUUUGUGGUGGAGAAGGUGUUGGAGAAGAAGAUGGAUAAGCCAUUGUUUGAGAAGGACCCUGGGGAUGUGGACAUCUUGAAGACGGUGACGGGGUGGGAGUUGAGGUGGCCGGAGGAGGUGCUGCACCAAAAUGGGAGGUAG
This is a messenger RNA of Dichotomopilus funicola, 849 nucleotides long. Its product is annotated as protein N-methyltransferase nnt1. Gene Ontology annotation, molecular function: protein-lysine N-methyltransferase activity. The coding region runs from base 1 to 849 and encodes 282 amino acids. The record is from RefSeq and is a predicted model, not a curated record. The transcript has 2 exons. Lineage: Eukaryota; Fungi; Ascomycota; Sordariomycetes; Sordariales; Chaetomiaceae.